AUGGAGGCCGAAGAGGACCCGAAGAAGCCGCAGGAAGAGCUCGCGUUCAUCAGCGUCGAGCCCGAGACGAGCAACGUGGCCUCGACAGAAGAGACCACAAGCACUGCAGCAGCUACCAGCGCGAAAACUAGCGACAAAGAAGCGCUGUUCACGUCUAUCCAGAAGGCAGUGACGCGUGCCAAGCAUCCCGUUGCAGCGUUUUUCCACUUGUUUUUCAAGGGGCUCGCGUUGUUCUUGUACCUCUUUGGCAGCAUCUUCAUCAGCAACUUUGUCUUCAUCUUUGUCGUGUGCAUCUUGCUCUUGGCUUUUGACUUUUGGACCGUCAAAAAUGUUACGGGCCGGCUGCUGGUAGGGCUGCGCUGGUGGAACAAGCUUGACGAAGAUGGCACGAGCGAGUGGGUGUUUGAGUCCCACGAAGUCAUGACGGAGAUCGAUCCGCUGGACUCGCGCGUUUUUUGGACGGGACUCUACGGCGCGCCAGCGCUUUGGGUCGCGCUGCUGAUUGUUGCGGUGCUCAAGUUUAACGUCGAGUGGGCCCUCAUUGUCGUGGUUGCUGUGGCCUUGAGCGGCGCCAACAUCAUUGGCUACACGAGAUGCAAGAAGGACGCCAAGCAGAAGAUGCAGUCGAUGAUAUCCCAGGGUGCGCUGGGCGCUCUCAGCUCGUCCGCUGGCUCGUCCAUUAUGUCUGCCAUUGGCGGACUGGCCCUUGGCGAAAGCAUUGGCAAGGGACUUGGCAGUGCAGGGCGUGGGAAAUUCAGUGAGUCGGAAGUCGUCGUUUGA
Molecule: messenger RNA, 780 nt
Organism: Hyaloperonospora brassicae
Lineage: Eukaryota; Oomycota; Peronosporomycetes; Peronosporales; Peronosporaceae
Source: the annotation of a GenBank genome assembly